Medioppia subpectinata is the source of this 1194-nucleotide messenger RNA. NCBI's taxonomy places the organism in Eukaryota, Metazoa, Arthropoda, Arachnida, Sarcoptiformes, Oppiidae. The record is from the annotation of a GenBank genome assembly.
AAAACUUCUGAGAUUCUUAUCGACACGAAUGGCGUCCGAGAAAUAAUAGACACCGAAAGUGGUCUCAAAUACGGAAAAAUAAGCGCUUUAUUUGUUAAGGAUAUAAACGAAAACUGUUUCACUUCUGACGGAAAGUUUUUAAUAUUGAAUUGUUUUACUGAACUUCAAUUAGUCCUCUGUUUGUUUGAUCUGAAAACUAAACAAUUGAUUCCAAUUGAGUUUCCGCUGCCAUCUAUUCAAGUCCUGGAUCUGAUCGAUAAUGUCUUAAUAGCCGUCGGCUCUGCGCUCAACACUAAACCCAAUAUAUUUGUCGGUAAACUUAAUUAUAGCGAUAAUACAAAACCAUGGGUUGAGUGGAAGGAAAUGGAGACCAAUUCACGCGAUUCGUUGAAAGACAUAUCGGUUGACAACUUUUAUAUCCCGAGUGAAGACCCAAACAAAUUGUUGACAGCAAUUCUGGUCAGUCCUAAAGCGGUUGAAUCACAACCGACGGCCACUAUUGUUAUGGCUCACGGGGGACCUCACGGCCAGUACUUCAACACCUAUAUGUCAUAUCCCUCUCUAUUAGCGAGACUUGGGUUUAAGUCAUUAUUAAUCAACUACAGAGGAUCUCUUGGCGUCGAUGACAACUAUGUGAAUGAUCUGAUUGGACACGUGGGCGACAACGAUGUCCGCGAUGUCGUUCAUUGCGUUCAAUAUUUGAGUGACAAAAGUCUUAUCGAUUCAUCGAAACUGGUUUUGUGGGGCGGAUCUCACGGCGGCUUUUUGGUCGCACAUCUGAGCGGACAGUACGCGCACAUGGAUUUCAAGGCUUGCAUUUCCCGCAAUCCUGUCAUAGACUUAACAUCGAUGUCGGACGCGACCGAUAUUCCCGACUGGUGUGAUGUCGAGACUUUCGGUGACUCUAAACUAUUUGCUUUCAACACCCCAUUAGACUCGAACUCAUUAAUCAUGAUGUUUGAAAAGUCGCCCAUUAAUUGCAUAUUAGACGUGAAGGUUCCGACGCUUAUAACAUUAGGUAAACGUGACCGUCGGGUGCCGUGGACUCAGGGUCUUAAAUAUUACCGCAUACUGAAGGCAAGGGGUGUGAAGACCCGGUGCCACGUAUACGAUGACAAUCACAGUUUGCAAAAGGUUGACGUCGACGGCGACUGUUUCGUCAAUAUCUGUCUCUGGAUUCUCGAGAAUUUAAAC